GGGCCCCGCCUUUGAUCUCGUUGGUGGGGCUAGGGGGGGUGAUAAGAACUGCACCGCGCGGGACAAGUUGCUGGCGGCGCCUGACGGAGCAGCUCGUUCAGGCCUGUCUCGUCAUGUGACUCACCCUCUCCCGAGGCGGCUGCUGCAUCCCUGUGUCCUCAGGCCAGCUCUUCUGGAGGCUUAUGAGUGCCCUGCUAACGAAGACCCAGCAUGGAGUUGGAGAGGAUCGUCGGCUCAGCCCUCCUCACCUUCGUUCAGGCACACCUGCCAGAGGCAGACCUCAGUGGCUUGGAUGAAGUCAUCUUCUCCUAUGUGCUUGGGGUCCUGGAGGACCUGGGCCCCUCAGGACCAUCAGAGGAGAACUUUGAUAUGGAGGCCUUCACUGAAAUGAUGGAGGCUUAUGUGCCUGGCUUUGCCCACAUCCCCAGAGGUAUAAUAGGAGACAUGAUGCAGAAGCUCUCGGUGCAGCUGAGCGAUGCUAGGAACAAAGAGAACCUGCACCCACAGAGCUCCUGUGUCCAAGGUCAGGUGCCCAUUUUUCCAGAGACCCCGAGGCAAGCUGAAAAGCUCGAAGAAGAGAGCAGGCCUCCCGCUGCUCCCGGGAACACCCUAGAUGAGGCAGCUGCGGCAGAAGAACUGCCAGGAGUCGAUGUGCUCCUGGAGGUCUUCCCUACCUGCUCUAUGGAGCAGGCCCAGUGGGUGCUGGCCAAAGCUCGGGGGGACUUGGAGGAAGCUGUGCACAUGCUGGUAGAGGGCAAGGAAGAGGGGCCUCCAGGCUGGGACGGCCCAAGUCAGGACUUGCCCAGGCGUCUCAGAGGCCCCCAAAAGGAUGACUUGAAGUCUUUCAUCCUUCAGAAGUACAUGAUGGUGGACAGGGCGGAGGACCAGAAGACUCACCGACCUAUGGCUCCCAAGGAGGCCCCCAAGAAGCUGAUCCGAUACAUCGACAACCAAGUAGUGAGCACCAAGGGAGAGCGAUUCAAAGAUGUCCGGAACCCUGAGGCCGAGGAGAUGAAGGCCACAUACAUCAACCUCAAGCCGGCCAGAAAGUACCGCUUCCACUGAGACAGUGCUGGAUCCUGCCGAGCACUGCUGAUCCCAGAGGGAUGCAGACACCCUCCCAUCCACCCUGUCCCUUCUGGAGGCCCUUGCUCUAGUGUUCUAUUCUUGGGGCUUCCUUCAAGAGCACAGUAAAAGUGGUCCAAGGAAGGUAUAUGCUCAUUCUGCUCAUUUCUGCCCCCAGGGCAGGGAAAAAACCUGUCUCUCUGACUAGUUCCCAGCUUCCCGUCCCCUAUGCACCACGCAAGAAGGGGUAAAAAGCUCUUUAUUUGAAAUUCCAGGGUGGGACAGGGGAUUUCACAGGCCUGUCAACCACAGGCCCCCACAGUUCAGUUUCCCUAUGGCUCAGGGUCAAGCCCGGGCUACACAGUCCAGCUGUGCUCCCACCCCAAGGAAAGUUAGUCAGACCUGUAGGUUGACAAAGGGUGCGAAGCCUGCCAUGUCCUGGAGUAGCACCAGAGCCUGGUGCAGGGGUGGUUCCACGUCGAUGUCCACACCACGCUUCCGCAAGCGGCUCAGGCUCGGUUCAGCCACAUGGUGGCAGUGCCGCACCCGCAGAGAGCGCAGCGCCGGGCAGUACUCGGCCAGUGUCCUGAGGGAGGAGUAUGGUGAUGCUAGGUGCUGAAUCUCACGGUCUGGAGGGCCAGCCCUCUAAACCCGCAGCUGGCUCCAGCAAGUUCUAGCUUUCCCUCCAGCUCAGGGUCUGCUCUUUUUUACUGUACCUAAAGGAAGGGGCCAGGAAGGAAUUACAGACUCCAGGCUCAUUUGGGGUUUCUGGUUCUUAGAGAGUACCAAUCCAUAGUUCCUUCCAGUGUUUCUAGAUUACCCACCUUGUUGCAGAAAUGCCAGAAAUCAACUUUAUGUGACAUUUCUCAGUGUGUC
This is a messenger RNA of Mus musculus (house mouse), 1941 nucleotides long. It is a transcript of the gene Cuedc2, whose product is annotated as CUE domain containing 2. Gene Ontology annotation, cellular component: nuclear membrane; cytosol; nucleus. The coding region runs from base 211 to 1065 and encodes 284 amino acids. Gene Ontology annotation, molecular function: ubiquitin binding. The transcript has 10 exons. NCBI's taxonomy places the organism in Eukaryota, Metazoa, Chordata, Mammalia, Rodentia, Muridae. The record is from RefSeq and is marked validated.